AUGGAUCUCACAUCGGAAAAAGAGAAAUCACAAGUGCACAAAUUUUUCGCGCAAUGCAUUGAGCGCCUCAAAGGAAGUGAUAAGCAGUUGCCGCAGGUACGGUAGGCGCGCGAAAAUUUGGAGUUUUUUGAUAGUAAAUAUGGCUAGGGUUACUGUAGAUCAGUUUUGGCGCCAAAAAGUUUCGAGAAAAAAAAAUGAAAAUUUGAAUUUUCUCUCACAAAACCUAAUUAUCAUUAGAGCGCACUUGCUAAUUUUCACAGAAAAUCUCUAUUUUUAGCCUCUAGGCCUAUUUUCAAGUAAAAAAAUUAAAAAUUCAAAUUUUCUCUCACAAAACCUUAUUAUCAAUAGAGCGCAUUUGCCUAUUUUCUUCCAAAUUUCACGAUUUUCAGCGUUUCAAAAGCUUCUAGGUCUAUUUUCAUGUUAAGAAUUCAAAAAUUUAAAUUUUCUCUCACAAAACGUAAUUAUCAUUAGAGCGAACUUGCCUAUUUUCUUUGAUUUUUAGCGUUUUAAACGCUUCUUGGCCUAUUUUCAAGUGAAAAAUAAAGAAUUCAAAUUUUCUCUCACAAAACCUAUUUAUCAUUAGAGCGCACUUGCCCAUUUUCUUCCAAAUUUCACGAUUUUCAGCGUUUCAAAAGCGUCUAGGCUCCUAUUUUCAUGUUAAAAAUUUGAAAAUUCAAAUUCCCCCCCCCCAUGUUCAUUAGAGCGCACUUGCCCCCUAUUUCCACCCAAAAAAUCUCCGGAUUUUUCCCAUCCAGGUCCUCACAAUGCGAGAAUUGUGCCUACGUGGCUUCGCCGUUCAUCACAGUGGAAUUUUGCCGAUAUUGAAAGAAGUUGUCGAAUUGUUGUUUCAACAGGGAUAUGUUAAGGUAAGUCUGGACAGAAACCGCGCCGCAAAAUUGCAAAAAAAGGGGCGGAGCUUGGGGAAUUUUUGACUAAAAAUGACCGGAAAUGCAUGAUUUUGAUGAGAUUUGAGUAGAAAACCAUGCGGCGAAAUUGCAGAAAAGGGGGCGGAGCUCAGAAAAUAAUCUUUCAAAAACCAUGCGGCAAAUAGAAAAAAGGGGCGGAGCUUAGAAAAUGAUCUUUUAAAAACCAUGCGGCAAAAUUGCAGAAAAGGGGCGGAGCUUAGAAAAUGAUCAUUUAAAAACCAUGCGGCAAAAUUGCAGAAAAGGGGGCGGAGCUUAGAAAAUGAUCUUUAAAAAACCAUGCCGCAAAAUUCCAGAAAAGGGGCGGAGCUUAGAAAAUGAUCUUUGAAAAACCAUGCGGCAAAAUUGCAGAUCCUCUUCGCCACAGAAACCUUCGCAAUGGGUGUAAAUAUGCCAGCACGGUGUGUUGUCUUCGAUAAUAUUGUGAAACACGACGGCACCGAGAAACGUGUCCUAAACCCGGGAGAAUACACCCAAAUGGCGGGAAGAGCUGGAAGAAGAGGUCUCGACACGACGGGUACUGUAAUUGUGUUGUGCAAAGAGAAUACGGUACAUCAACCCGAUGUUUUGAAGCAAUUAAUGAUGGGAAGUGCGUUGGAGCUGAAGAGCAAAUUUCGAGUCACUUAUUCGAUGUUGUUGAAUUUGUUGAGAGUGGAACAAUUGAAGAUUGAGGAUAUGUUGAAGAGGUUUGAGGUUUUGGCGGGAAAAUUCCACAUUUUUUUGACACCAAACAAGCCUAGGUUACUGUAGAUGAAUUUUGGCGCGAAAAUUUUACGAAUUUUGACUCUAAAUAUGCCUUGGAUCGAAAAUUUGCGAUUUUUUGACACUAAACAAGCCUAGGCUACUGUAGAUCAAUAUUGGCCCGAAAAUUUGCGAUUUUUUGAGUCUAAAUAAGGCCUUGGAUCGAAAAUUUGCGAUUUUUUGACACUAAACAUGACUAAGAUUACUGUAGAUCAAUUUUGGCGCGAAAAUUCCACACUUUUUGACACCAAACAAGCCUAGGUUACUGUAGAUCAAACCCUUUUGGACUACAGUACUCCAGGAAUUUAUCGGAGCGAAAAAUUCGAAUUUUGAAAAUUUUUUCAAAUCCACAGUAAUUUUUGCCAGGUUCUCAGGGUUACUGUAGAUCAAGUUUGGCGCCAAAAUGUUUUCCACAAAAAAAAAAUUCAAAUUUUUUUCCAGAAGCUACGUGGAAAGUAGUUCACUUCGAGAAUCGGUGGAUCGCCGAAAAAAUUGAAAGAUGUGAGUUUUACUGUAGAUUUUGGCGCCAAAAAUCCAAUGAUUUUUAGCGCGAAGGUUUUCAGAUUCAAAAAAAAAACACAAAAUUAUUAAUUUUUAGCUCAUUUUCAGCCUCAAUUUUUUUUUUCCAGAUAAACCUUCAACUCGAUUCAAUGUCUCUUUUGAAUUGUCCAAUUUGCGAUAACUCGAUUCGCGAAUUCCACUCAGCUUUAUCACAUUUCUGCCGAAAUCGCCGUGAAAUUUGGCCAAAAAUGAAUCGAGAACCAGCAAUCAAUAAAUUAUUGAUUAGCGGUCGAUUUUUGAUUGUGAACAAUGUGCAAAAUCAACUCGAAAAUGAGAUUGUGUUGUUGUUGAAGGAAAUGGUUAAUGGACAACGACGUUCACUUCAGGUACGGUAGGAUUACUGUAGGUGUUUUUGAAGCGAAAAUUUGCGACCAAACAUGCCUUGGUUACUGUAGCACUCAAUUUUUGGCUCCAAAUUCGAAAAAUUCAAAUUUUCUUUGAAAAAAUUCGAUUAUCAUCAGAGCGCACAUGCAAUUUUAGCUCGAAAAAUUCAAAUUCUCCACCCGAAAUCCUGAUUAUCAAUAGAGCGCACAUUCAAUUUUUGGCUCCAAAUUCGAAAAAAUUCAAAUUUUCUUUGAAAAAACUAGAUUAUCAUUAGAGCGCAUAUGCAUUUUAGCUCUAAAAAUCCGAAAAUCCACGUGGAAACUCGAUUUUCUCCUCAAAAAAAAAUUAAAAAUUCAAAUUUGAAUGUUAAAAAUUAAGUUAUCAAUAGAGCGCAGUUGCUCAUAAUCUUUGAAUUUUUAGCGCGAAAUUCGAAAAAUUCAAAUUUUCUUUGAAAAAACUAGAUUAUCAAUAGAGCGCACAUUCAAUUUUACCUCUAAAAAUCCGAAAAUCCACUCGAUUUUCUCCUCAAAAAAAUUCAAAAUUUCAUUUGAAACUUCAUAUUCUCAAUAGAGCGCACUUACUCAUAAUCUUUGAAUUUUUGGCGCGAAAUUCGAAAAAUUCAAAUUCUCCACCCGAAAACCUGAUUAUCAAUAGAGCGCACAUUCAAUUUUAGCUCUAAAAAUCCAAAAAUCCACUCGAUUUUCUCCUCAAAAAAUUCAAAUUUUCACUUGAAACAUUAAGUUAUCAAUAGAGCGCACUUGCUCAUAAUCUUCGAAUUUUUGGCGCGAAAUUCGAAAAAUUAAAAUUUUCCACCCAAAAACCUGAUUAUCAAUAGAGCGCACAUUCAAUUUUACCUCUAAAAAUCCGAAAAUCCACUCGAUUUUCUCCUCAAAAAAAUUCAAAAUUUCAUUUGAAACUUCAUAUUCUCAAUAGAGCGCACUUACUCAUAAUCUUUGAAUUUUUUGGCGCGAAAUUCGAAAAAUUCAAAUUCUCCACCCGAAAACCUGAUUAUCAAUAGAGCGCACAUUCAAUUUUAGCUCUAAAAAUCCAAAAAUCCACUCGAUUUUCUCCUCAAAAAAAAUUCAAAUUUUCACUUGAAACAUUAAGUUAUCAAUAGAGCGCACUUGCUCAUAAUCUUCGAAUUUUUGGCGCGAAAUUCGAAAAAUUAAAAUUUUCCUCUCACAGAUCCUCGUCGCCGUCAAAAAUCUCGACACAGCAAUUCAACUCGAUCAACACGCCGACAAAUUCCAAAAAUCGCUGACUGAUGACGAAGCCACGUGGCAAACCGAAGAGUCGCAAAUCCUGGCCACCGCCAAGUACGGUACCUGUGGGUCUCGCCACGAUUCGGACACCACCGCCAGCUUGUGGAAUUAUCGAGUUUGUGAAGUGCCGGUGGAGGCUAUUGUGGCGGUGCUCAAAAAACAGGUGAAACAAUUGGCGAGCAGUGAAAUUGUGCAGGAUUAUCAGAGGAAUAUGAUACCCAGGUUCAGGUGAGCAAAAUUUGGAGCAUUUUGAGCUCAAAUUCGAUGCUCUUCUCAUUUUUUGGAGCAUUUUGAGCCCCAACACGGUGUGUUCUGAGAUCGUGGCCUAGAAAACCAAAUCCCGAAUUUCUAGGCCGUCAAAAACUAGGCCAAGCAGUUUUUUGGUUUUCUAGGCCAGCUAAAAUCUGAUCGUGGCCUAGAAAACCAAACCCCGAAUUUCUAGGUCGUCAAAAACUAGGCCAAGCAAUAUUUUAGUUUUUUAGGCCAUCUGAAAUCUGAUCGUGGCCUAGAAAAUCGAAUCCCGAAUUUCUAGUCCGUCAAAAACUAGGCCAAGCAGUUUUUUGGUUUUCUAGGCCAGAUAAAAUUUGAUCGUGGCCUAGAAAACCAAAUCCCGAAUUUCUAGUCCGUCAAAACCUAGGUCAAGCAGUUUUUUUUGGUUUUCUAGGCCAGAUAAAAUUUGACCGUGGCCUAGAAAAUCAAUUGUUGGAUUUCUAGGCCGUCAAAAACUAGGCCAAGCAGUUUUUUGGUUUUUUAGGCCAGAUAAAAUCUGAUCGUGGCCUAGAAAAACAAAUCCCGAAUUUCUAGGCCGUCAAAAACUAGGCCAAGCAGUUUUUUGGUUUUCUAGACCUUCUGAAAUUGAACCGUGGCCUAGAAAACCAAAAAACGAAUUUCUAGGACGUCAAAAACUAGGCCAAGCAGUUUUUUUUUGAUUUUCUAGGCCAUCUGAUAUUGAACCGUGGCCUAGAAAACCGAAUCCCGAAUUUCUAGGCCGUCAAAAACUAGGCCAAGCAGUUUUUUGGUUUUCUAGGCGAGUUAAAAUUUGAUCGUGGCCUAGAAAACCAAAUACCGAAUUUCUAGGCCGUCAAAAACUAGGCCAAGCAGUUUUUUUUUUAUUUUCUAGGCCAUUUGAAAUGGCCUAGAAAAUCAAUUGUUGGAUUUCUAGUCCCCCGCGAAUUUCGAGAAAUUCCAAAUUUUCUCUUGCAGAAGUGAAGAAGUCUCCACCAACACCAUGAAAAUUCUUCAACAAUUAUCACAAGUCAAAACGGCUAUGCAAAAUGAGGAAGUUGAGGUAACUCCAAGCUGAAAAAGCUGAAAAUGCUCAAAAUUUCGAAUAAAAAAGCUGAAAAUUCAGAUUUUUAUACUGGAAAUUGACCAAAAUACGCUGAAAAUGCUCAAAAUUGAGGUGUAAGCCUGAAAUUUUCAGCCAAAUCUUAAAAAUUUCCAGAUCUACACCUACGCCGAACUCGCCGCCAAUUGUCAAAAUAUCGAUUUGAACAUGGAAGUCUCGUUUUUGGGAGCCCGUGAAAUGGAGCUCCGCGAUCGCGAAAAAUUUGGAGCACAACAUUGUGCCGAUUUUGAGACUCAUGUGGGUUACUGUAGUUUUUGGCGCGAGAAAAUUUGAAGUUUUUUGAGACUAAAUAUGACUAGGGUUACGGUUACUGUAGGUAGAUCAAAAAAGGUUACUGUAGCUUUAUUUUGGCGCGAAAUUUUGAAAUUCAAUAAAAUCAUCAAUGGAGCGCAAGUGCUCGAAAUUCAAUUUUUUUCAAUGAAAAAAAAAUAAAAAUUCAAAUUUCCCCUAUAAAAUCAUGAUUAUCAAUAGAGCGCACUUGCUCAAAACCCUCAAAAAUUCAAUUUUUUUUAUCCAAAAAAAAAAAAUAAAAGUUCAAAUUUCCCCUAUAAAAACAUGAUUAUCAAUAGAGCGCACUUGCUCAGAAUCCUCAAAAAUUCAAUUUUUUUAAUGAAAAAAAAAUAAAAAUUCAAAUUUUCUUAUAAAAAAAGAUGAUUAUCAAUAGAGCGCACUUGCUCAAAACCCUCAAAAAUUCAAUUUUUUUUAUCCAAAAAAAAAUUAUUCAAAUUUUCUUAUACAAAGCAUGAUUAUCAAUAGAGCGCACUUGCUCAGAACCCUCAAAAUUUCAAUUUUUUUAAUGAAAAAAAAAUAAAAAUUCAAAUUUCCCCUAUAAAAACAUGAUUAUCAAUAGAGCGCACUUGCUCAGAGCCCUCAAAAAUUCAAAUUUUUUUAUCCGAAAAAAAAUAAAAAUUCAAAUUUCCCCUAUAAAAAUAUGUUUAUCAAUAGAGCGCACUUGCUCAGAAUCCUCGAAAAUUCAAUUUUUUUAUCCAAAAAAAAAAUAAAAAUUCAAAUUUCCCCUAUAAAAACAUGAUUAUCAAUAGAGCGCACUUGCUCAGUUUCAAAUUUUCCAGCUCUUGGAACAUCGCCAACGUGUUCGAGUCGAACGACGAGCCGAAAAACUGAAAUUCGACUUAUCAUCCGAUGCUUUGUUGUUGAGUGAAGAAUAUCAAAAUCGAUUGGCUGUGAGUUUUUUUUUUCGGGGUGAUUUUGAGCAUUUUUGGCUCAAAUUUAACUGAAAAUCAUCAAAAAAUCCGGUUUUUUGGCUCAAAUUUCAUCUGAAACUAUAAAAAUUGGUUUUAACUUAAAUUCACCAAAAAUCAUGAAUUCUAGCUUAAAAAUAGCCUGAAAUUCAUGAUUUUUAGCUCAAAAUUAACUGAAAAUCAUCGAAAAAUCCGGUUUUUUGACUCAAAAUUCAUAAUUUUUCACCAAUUUUCCACCAGGUUCUCCAAAACCUCAACUUUGUCGAACCGAACAAAAUGGUCAGUCUAAAAGGUCGAAUCGCUUGCGAAAUUCAUCAUCAAGAACUUCUCAUCACCGAACUGAUUUUGGACAAUAAAUUCCAUUCGAGACCACCGGCCGAGUUGGCCGCUUUGUUGUCAACUUUGACGUGUCAAUAUAAUUCGGGAAAAGAACGGCUGAAAUUUGAGGAGGGCAGUGUUUUUAAUGAGGUACGGUAGGCGAUUUGACGCAUUUUGAUACUAAAUAUGCCUAGGGUUACUGUAGGGCCAAAAAUUUGCGAUUUUUUGACACCAAACAUGCCUAGGGUUACUGUAGGGCCAAAAAUUUGCGAUUUUUUGACACCAAACAUGCUAGGGUUACUGUAAGGCUAAAUAUUUGUGAUUUUUUGACACCAAACAUGCCUAGGGUUACUGUAGGGCCAAAAAUUUGCGAUUUUUUGACACCAAACAUGCCUAGGGUUACUGUAAGGCCAAAAAUUUGUGAUUUUUUGACACCAAACAUGCCUAGGGUUACUGUAAGGCCCAGAAUUUGCGAUUUUUUGACACCAAACAUGCCUAGGCCACGCCCCUUUUCUGCAAUCCUGGCACGGUUUUUUUUUUUUGCAGAUCCGCGAUUCGGUCACAGCUGUUAUGACACGUCUCGAAUCCGUCGCCGCCAAACACAAAUCUCAAAUUGCUGAUGUUGGAUGUGAAGUGGGUUACUGUAGCUACAGUAUCCUAAAAUUAUCGAUUUUUUUGCAGAUUCGAUUCGAUUUAAUGGAAGUUGUUUAUCAUUGGGCUAGCGGAAUGGUAAGAUUUUCAGGCUGAAAAUCGAAAAUCUGAAAAAUUCCCCAAAUUUUUCAGCCAUUUUCGAAAAUCAUGGAGCUCACCGAUGCUCAAGAAGGUUUGAUUGUGAAAUGUAUUCAAAGAUUGGAUGAAGUUUGUAAGGAUGUUAGGUAAGGAGUACUGUAGGCGUUUUUGGCGCGAAAUUUGAAUUAGAUUUUUCGCGUAAAAUCGUUUUGGGUUACUGUAGCUUUUGGCGCGAAAAAUUUCAAAAUUUCUUUCAGAAACGCCGGUCGAAUUGUGGGCGAUCCGGCGUUGGUCGAAAAAAUGGAAGAGGUUUCGGCGUCGAUUCGCCGCGAUAUUGUUUUUGCCGCCUCACUUUACACGUCGGUUUAG
Molecule: messenger RNA, 7774 nt
Organism: Caenorhabditis angaria
Lineage: Eukaryota; Metazoa; Nematoda; Chromadorea; Rhabditida; Rhabditidae
Source: the annotation of a GenBank genome assembly